ACUUUCGUGUUCUAUGUAUACACGGAUGCCCUUCCUACCCAUUAUUUAAUAUUUCCCUUGUAGAUCUGUCUUGGUUUUGAAUUGGCUUACACCAAAUUCCUUCACAGAACCAGUUGCAUGCAUGUGGCUGACAGGAAGCCACUAUCCUGUCAGUUGGACGGCUAUGGAUCCCCCGCUUCCCCGCACCUCGGGCUCUUCAGUUCCAUUGGGGGAAUCAAGUUCAGCCAAAACAGAUGGGCCGAGGGAGGCUGACAGUAAACGCUCUCCUGCGGAAAAUGAAGGUGUGACAUUACAGGACAUCAUGAACUUUUCUGAUAUUUACCGCUCCAAUGAAGAAUAUUUCAGGAAACUCAAAGAGCUGAAGGCUGCCCAUGUAGAAACCAUGGCAAAAUUAGAGAAAAUGUACCAGGACAAGCUAAAUAUAAAAGACAUUCGGCCAGUGGUCAUCAGGGAAGAGUCUUCUAGUGUCUCCUCUAGUUCUGCAUCAGAACAGAACUGCGCUCACCCUGUCGUGUUAGUGACAUCAUUUUCAGAGCCCCAGAUAGGCCGGUCGCCCUCGCUGUCCACUACUUCCGACGAGGAUCUGCCCAGCCUGGAGAGAGAGACUCCCGGGGAAAGCAGAAUGGCAGCCUAUGCGAGGGAGCUCAUCAACAACAUGUGGGUUGGCUUUUCCGUAGAAGAUUACAUUCAGUAUGACUCUGACUCUGACGUCCAGAGAGCUAAGAAAACAAGGAAGAAACCCAAACCCUGGGCGCCCACGAUCACAGUGCCUGUGCCUUUUCAGAUGACUGUCAGAGAGCAGAAGAGGCGAGAGGAGGGGCCGAAAGCAAGGUCAGGUCUGGAAAGUAGGCAGAAGCUGCCCAAGAGGGACGAUGAUGAGGACGACGCUGAGUGUAAGAAGAAAUUUCGAGCCAACCCGGUCCCCUCUUGUUUGCUCCUCCCCCUUUAUGAGGAUCUGGUCAGACAGGGUGAAGAACGGAGGAGGAGCGCCAGGGAGAGGAGCAAAGCCGAGCUCCUGUCCUCCCAGAAGCCUUUUAAGUUCAUUGCCAGGGAGGAACAGAAGCAAGCAGUACGCGAAAAGCAGCUGAGAGACCUUUAUAAGGCGAAAAAGAAAACGAAGCGGUUUAAAGCCAGACCUGUGCCUCAUUUUAUUUACAGGGCAGCUGCAAAUGACAAGUCAAAGGAGGAGGAGCUCGGUAGGAACGCCAGGACGCAGUCGAGGGACCGAGAACUGCAGCCGGAUUCCUCCGGGCGCUGUAGGCCGGCUUGCAGACGUUUACGGGACCCCAGAAAUCUCGAGAAGCCGAAGGGUAGACACAGGUGUAGGUGCCUGAGCCCUGAUGAUGGAGACUUGCCUGAGAAGCACCCGAAGGCGCCCUUCACAGAACACAGCUUUCAGAAACGCUCAACUCUUCGUAAACAGUAUGGUCUUCACGAAUCCCCGGGUGACUCUGCUAAAAGACAGAAAGUCUUGGCAGACAUUGGAUCUGAUGAAGAAAAUCUGAAAGAAACAUGCCGGCCUUAUCUGCCUCCAAGGCGGAAGUCACCAGUCAGGGGUGCGUGUGCAAAGCCCAGGCGCAACCCUCCGACGCCCACCCUGUCUUCCCGAGGGCGGGAACAAGCCAUCAGGAAAUCACUUGAGGAAAAGAAAAUGUUGGAAGAAGAGAGAAAGCGGAUCCUAACUAAACAGAAGCAAAGAAUGAAAGAAUUGCAGAGGCUCCUGGCAACCCGGGUUAAGGCUUAUGACUCACAUCAGGGCUUAGCCCAGAUGUCUAAAGCCAGAGUAAACCAUCUCAGGAAGAGUGAGAAGGCAAGGAUGAGAGAAUAUUGGCGAGAACUGGAAGAGCGAGAUGAGAAGCUGCAGAACAGGCCGCUGCUGUUUGAACGCGUUGCCCAGAAGAAUGCAAGGACGGCAGCAGAAAAGCGCUAUGCUAACACGCUAAAAGCACUAGGACUGUCUGAGGAGUUUGUUUCAGAGAAAGGCCGAGGUGGAAAAGUGUCUGAGGACUUCACCAGGCGAGAGCUGAGAAGCCCCACGUCGGAUAAAGAAAGCUCUUAUGAAGAGGAAAGAGAGAAUGAGGAUGAAAACCAUUUAAGUGAUGCCAACAGCCAGGAUUCUUGCAAGGAAAACACCGAAGAUGUUAAAGAAAGCAAAGAAGAAAAUUCCCAAGACUGAACCCGAAUCACAAGGCUGCCUCUCCCUGAGCCUUUCUGUGUGCAGCCUCAGGACCUCAGCCCUGCCCUUGUGGUGUCGUAAGCAUGUCUUGGGACAGCUCGCACACGUGUAGGGCUGCUGAACCAGGACAUCAUGUCUGGGACAGGCUGCAUCCACACAGCGGGUGACUGAUUGCUUGAGACAGCUGUGGCCCUGCAGUGUGGAAAUCGCUCUGUAUGCUGCUGUGGUUCUGCUUGUGUUUUCGAAGUGUUUGCGGAUUAGAGAGCCACAGCUGUCACAGGUGGGCUAGUUCUGGAAAUGCACAUUCGCAUUUGGCAGGGAAAAGAGUUUGGUAUUGAGAGACCGAUUAGCUUUUGAAGAUCUAUUUUAAAAUUUACUAAGUAUUUUCAAUUUUCUCUGAACCAUUUUUUAAAUAAGUAAUAUACAGAAAAAGAUAGGUACUUAGAAAUUUACAGUAAUUUCUGCACUGAAAUCUACUGCUAAAUUGUCCACAUGAUGGCUACGUUUUCUUUCCUUCUUUCUUUCUUUCUUUCUUUCUUUCUUUCUUUCUUUCUUUUUCCCUUUUUUUUUUGGUAGAGAUUAAAUCCAGGGCUCACACAUACUUCACAUGAAUUCUACCAUUGAGCUACACCCCUAAUGCCCUCAAUUUUUUUUGAUAGGUAAAGUAUUAAGGUAAUUUAUGUUACUUUUAAAAAUCCUGUGUAUUAUUGCAUAUAGAGUAAUUAUGGCCUUUGUGUGUGGUAGUCUGUUUGUUUGUUAGGUUUUGGUUUUUUGAUACAGGGUUUCCCUGUGUAUCCCUGGCUGUCCUGGAACUUGUUCUGUAGACCAGACUGGCCUCAAACUCAGAGAUCCGCCUGCCUCUGACUCCAGAGAGCUGGGAUUAAAGGCAGCUCCACCAAUACUCAGCGUGUGUGGUAAUCUUAACUGAGAGAUACAAGUCUCUGUUCUAAAUAUGUUGAAAUUGUCAUCCUAAUUUGCCAAAGGAAAACCCUAAAAGUAAUUGAAAUUUAGUGUUUUUAUUGCUAACUUCCUUGUGCUUAACUAUACAUACUGUUGCGAAUUUACUAUCACUGUUGAAGGUUUAAUUUGAUCUUGAGUCAUUUUUCCCUCUUUAAGCACAUUUCCGUUUUAGAAAUUAAAACUCAUCUUUAAAAUGCUA
Molecule: messenger RNA, 3335 nt
Organism: Arvicola amphibius (Eurasian water vole)
Lineage: Eukaryota; Metazoa; Chordata; Mammalia; Rodentia; Cricetidae
Gene: Fam161a
Product: FAM161 centrosomal protein A
Exons: 7
Coding region: 122-2176 (684 amino acids)
Biological process (GO): cilium organization
Cellular component (GO): ciliary basal body; photoreceptor connecting cilium; cilium
Source: RefSeq, a predicted model, not a curated record